ACUCUGAGACGCACGUUGAGCGGUGCUGGGUGUUGUGUGUUCUAUCGAUUUUUCGAAAGAAAAUCUUUGCCAAGUCAUGUCGGGUCGCGGAAAGGGAGGAAAAGCGAAGACCAAGGGAAAGUCGCGAUCCCAAAGGGCGGGACUUCAAUUUCCUGUUGGUCGUUUGCACCGUCUCUUACGUAAGGGAAAUUACGCUGAGCGUGUUGGUGCUGGCGCACCUGUCUAUUUGGCGGCCGUCCUUGAAUACCUAGCCGCCGAGGUGCUCGAGUUAGCCGGCAAUGCGGCUCGUGACAACAAGAAGACCCGCAUUAUCCCUCGCCACAUCCAGCUGGCAAUUCGUAACGAUGAAGAACUAAAUAAACUCCUUUCCGGAGUGACGAUCGCUCAGGGAGGCGUCCUGCCUAAUAUCAACGCCGUCCUUCUUCCGAAGAGAACUAGCGAGAAACCCGGCCGAAAUGGUACAAAGGCCUCACAAGAGUUCGACUAACCUGCACGAGUUGAAUAAUCGCUCGUCAGUAGGUUAUACUAGUAAGCCAAUACAACUAGUUACUCGUUGAAACCAUCGUUCGAGUAUAAUAACGAUAACAGAAUAGUCAGUCUCUAGUUUUCUUGCGUGCAGGACGGUGUUGCAGAAUGUUUUUAGAAAGCCUCCCGUACAAGAUUAACAUUGACAAGAUAAAACCUAGUCUCAGAUUUUUUUUACCGGCAGACAAAUAUCAUCGAAGUAUAUGGAGGAUCAUGGUUACGCAUGAUUUACUAACUGGGAAGUUGAAGAUGUGUCGUAAGAUUGAUCAUAGAAUUUGUAUAUACACUGACACCGCUUAUAGCCGAAGCACAAUAAUUAUGUCAUUUGUAUAAAAUAAAAUAGAAACGUAUGUACCUCGUUUGUCAUAAUACCGAUAAUUGUAUUAAGGCGAAUAUCGAAGGACGGUCAAACGGCCCGAAUUGUGAAAAUAAACGUUUCGAUAAAAAAAGUC
Varroa destructor (honeybee mite) is the source of this 977-nucleotide messenger RNA. RefSeq names its product histone H2A-like. Gene Ontology annotation, molecular function: DNA binding; structural constituent of chromatin; protein heterodimerization activity. Gene Ontology annotation, cellular component: nucleosome. The record is from RefSeq and is a predicted model, not a curated record. NCBI's taxonomy places the organism in Eukaryota, Metazoa, Arthropoda, Arachnida, Mesostigmata, Varroidae.